AUGUCGCAAUCGCCAUUCAAAUUCGCCAACUCGAAUGCCCAAGUGCCAGGCAAUGGUACCCCACCCCCAGAAUUCAUAAUCAAUGCCCCAGCUUCGACCGAUAUCUGGGCCAAACCUCCGUCCACCACUCGCUUCUCGGCCCCAAUCCUGUAUCAGUCGAUGCCGCUGAAGUCGUUCAAGCGGGCUCGUGUAGCCUUCAAUGCCCUCUGGGAAAAGAACUAUGACCAGGGUGGUCUGAUAAUCGUUCUCAACACCGCGGACGGCCAGCAAAAGUGGGUGAAGAGUGGCAUUGAGCUGACUCACGGACGACCCCACCUCAGUGCAGUUGCCAAAGACAGCUGGGCUGAUUGGAGCUUACUUCCGGUCCCCUCGGGUGGAGGUGCAGCGACCCUAGAAAUGGUUCGAGAGCCAGACAACAGUCUGUGGAUUUACUUGGUCGAGGGUGUGCAGAAGUCGCCCAUCCGUGAGGUCACUUGGGUGUUUGCUGAAGAUGUCAAGGACAUCUGGGUUGGUGUCUAUGCCGCUCGACCUUCGAGUGAAGGGGGUGAAUUGCCAGUCAACUUUGGCCAUUUGAUCAUAGACCAAGCUUAG
Messenger RNA from Penicillium olsonii, 591 nucleotides. The record is from the annotation of a GenBank genome assembly. Lineage: Eukaryota; Fungi; Ascomycota; Eurotiomycetes; Eurotiales; Aspergillaceae.